Striga hermonthica is the source of this 2148-nucleotide messenger RNA. The record is from the annotation of a GenBank genome assembly. Lineage: Eukaryota; Viridiplantae; Streptophyta; Magnoliopsida; Lamiales; Orobanchaceae.
AUGAAAAGCAGUUUUCUUUUUCAGUCUCAAUCUGCAUUAACUCUCUUUCCUUCUGUUUUUUUUUCUCCCCUCCCACUCUCGAACUCCACCACCUUCACCGUCAAGAUCGCCGCCAUGCCCUCUCGCCGCCUCCUUUCCCCGCCGGCGGCGCCUGUCUCCCCGACUGACCAUCUCCUCCCACCUCUGGCCGGCGGUCUGACGGCGGCGUUUUCCUGCCUCAUCCUCCUCGUUCUCUGCUUCCGGCGGAUCACACGAAAGCGCACGGCGCCGGCCACCUCCGACACCGACUCCAGGAAGCCCCCCCAUCGCCUCUCGUACUCCCUCCUACGCCGCGCCACCUCCAAUUUCUCCCCCUCUCUCCGCCUCGGGCAGGGCGGCUUCGGCUCCGUCUAUCGCGGCGAGUUCAAUCCAGGCCCCCGUGGCUCCGGAGAGUUCCCCCUCGCCGCUUCCCGCGUCGCCGUCAAGCUCAUGAACGCGGGGUCCCUUCAAGGGGAGCGCGAAUUUCAGAACGAGCUGCUUUUCGCCUCGAAGAUCGACUGUAAGUACAUCGUCUCCGUUUUAGGGUUUUCCUCGAAUCCUAGUAAACGCCGUAUGCUUUUGAUUUACGAGCUCAUGGAAAACGGUAGCCUACAAAAUUGCCUUUUCCACAAAAAGAGUGAGGAGCUGAGGAAUUGGGGCAAGCGGUUCUCGAUUGCUCUCAACAUUGCCAGAGGGUUAGAGUACUUGCAUCACUCUACCGAUCCACCCAUUAUUCACGGGGAUAUUAAGCCGAGCAAUAUCCUGCUCGACGGAGCUUUUAAUGCCAAGAUCGGCGAUUUCGGGCUGGCGAGGUUUAAGGUAGAAGAAGAUAAUGCUAUCAUAGAAGCUGAACUAAAGAAUGAGAACCCAUUGGCAAAUUGGGCACGGGAGGAUAAUGGAUCUGGGAUGGAGGAUGCUGAAAGUGUGAUUGCGACAAGUGGGUUUGAGGAAGUAAAUAGCAGCAUUCAUUCUAAUUUUGAUACAUCACCCGAGAGCGUGAUUGUCGGAGUCGAGACUUCGCCGGAGGCUGUAGUGGACACGGAGCUCCAGUCACCCGAGGUGGACCUCAUUGUGUCAACUAGAACUGUGGCUGAGAUGUCCUCGCCGUGUGAAGGACUGGAUAAAACGAGCAUCUCAGAAGGGACUUUUGACAAGCUUAGCAUCGAUAGAAGGCGGAAAAACAAGAAGAAAAAGAGCAUAUCUGGCAAAGACUGGUGGUGGAAGCAGGACUCUGGCUCUGAUGGGGAUUCAAUGAAGGUGAAGGACUACGUUAUGGAGUGGAUUGGAAAUGAGAUCAAGAACGACAUGCCCAAGAGUGAUUCGAACUUUGGCCCCUCGGUCUCCAAAUCCUCUGAAAAGAAAGUCAACAAGAAGAGCAAGAAGAAAAAGAGGCAGCUCGACUGGUGGGUGUCCCUAGACGACGAAAAGGAUUCCAAGAAAAAAAACAAGGGACGGCCCGCGAGGGAGUGGUGGAAGGAGGAGUACUGUUCGGAGCUGGAGAAAAACAAUAAGAAAACAAAAAAGAAGAAGAAGAAGAAGAAAGAACAAGUGUCAACAAGUGAGAUAGACUCUUGCAGCGAAAACUGGUGGAGCAGAGGUAGUAAGGGCAGUGGUGAUGUGUGGAGAGUGAGAAACAAUAGCAGUUACGAUUCGGUUAGUGUGAGCGGAGGUAUUAGCAGCACACCAAGUAUGAGAGGGACCGUUUGCUACAUUGCUCCCGAGUAUGGUAACGGUGCUGAUGUGUCUGAAAAGUGUGACGUGUACAGUUAUGGGGUUUUGCUGUUGGUUCUGAUCGCGGGCCGGAGGCCUCUGCAGGUGACGGGAUCACCCAUGUCGGAGUUCCAGCGAGCAAACCUGCUGUCAUGGGCUCGCCACCUGGCACGAUCCGGGAAGCUUCUGGAAUUGGUGGACGAGAGAAUCAGUCGAGAGUCGAUGGACAACAGGCAGGCGUUGCUGUGCCUCACAGUGGCCUUGCUGUGCCUGCAGAAGUUCCCGGCUCGUAGGCCGUCGAUGAGAGAGGUGGUAGGGAUGCUAUUGGGCGAUUUGACGUGUCCACAGCUGCCGGUGGAGUUCUCACCUUCGCCUCACGGACGGUUUUUGGUGGUCAAAUCGCACAAGAAGGUCCGGUGA